CAUUCCCUCAUAUCAGUGACACUGUUCAGUUUAUCACACGCGCUUGCUUGGUUGCAUCUUUAGACAUUUUAGACUAUUAUCUGUGGUUCUCAUUUCGCAUUUUUUACUGAUGUUAGCCGAGUUAUAGUUUUCUUGCCUGUUUUUAAAUUUUACUGUGAAAAUGAAACUGUUUUAAUUGUAAGAAAGAUUUUGAUCAAGUGAAAAUGGCAAAAGAAGGAGAUAUGUCUCUUUUCAACGAUGUAUUGGAACCCUUCAGGAGGGUCAUAAAUACUGAUCCUCCUAAGGACAAGCUAUCGGCGUCUACUAAACUUAAUUUUUCUGAUAGUAAUCAGUCUUUAAAAGAAGGUCUUUCGAACAUGUUGUCGUUUGGCAAAAGGAAGUCGAGUAUCGGAGCUGCAGAAGGGGUUACUCCAGAAAAAAGAACUCGAACUGGUUCUACUUCGAAUUCAACGGCGGUUGUUCCUUCUCCUUGGGAAGCUAAACGGAUGAAGAUAGACUUGAUUGCUGCUAAAGCACAGAUAACAAAAUUAGAAGCAAGGGUAGCCCAUCAGCAUACUAUUCGCAAAGAAAUGCAGAUUCUUUUUGAGGAAGAGAAGGCUUCACUGGAAGAACAACAUAAGCGGGAUGAGCGUGCUCUGUCAGAUAUGGAGGAUAGGCUGCAGGUCAUCAGGAGAAGAGAGCAAGAGCUUAAAGAUGAGCUCGCUCAGGUGCAAAAAGAUUACCAAGAAAGCAAGGCGAACUGGGACAAAGACAAGUCAGAAUUACACAAGCAAGUAGCAGACUUGAAAGAUCAGCUUUUAGAGGCCGAGGUGCAAAGUAAAGGGCAGGUGUCAGAAAUGAAGAAGGACAUGAAUGAACUGCAACAGGCGAUAGAAAGCUACCAGUCAGAAGUGGAGAUCUUAAAGAAAGAGGUAGCCAAACAGACCAGCAGGGCAGAACAGUGCACCUCGCUACGCACACAGCUGGAGAAGCAGACAUUUGAGUUGCAACAGGUCACGAACAAGUUAAAAGAGCUGGAGUAUGAGAAGGACUCGUAUAAAGACUGGCAACAACAGGCCAAGACAGCCCAGAAGCGUCUAUCCAAUAUGGCGGAACUAGAGAAGGAGGUAACGAGACUCCGGGCCAACGAGAGAGGUUUACGUGACGCGGUGGGCAACAAGUUGUUAUUGGAGGAGCAGGUGCACGUGCUGACCAAUAGGGUCGAGGCAUUGCAACCGGUGCAACAGGAACUGCAUAAAGCUAAGGUGAAAAUAGCAAACCUUGAGGCUUCCCUGGAAGAGUGGAAGGCGGCGGCCCGCGGGCACGGCGUGGAGCAGGCGCGCGCGCUGGGCGCCGCGCUGGACGCCGCGCUCACCGGCCAGCUCGCCUCCGCCGAGAGCUGCUCGCAGGCGCACUCGCAGCUGGCGCAGAACAAUGAGGAAUUAGCUACAUUGAAGUUCGAACGUGACAAGGCCACUUCGAAGCUGGAAGACUUGAUGACGGUUAAGAAAAACCAGGAGACACAUAUACAUAGGCUGCAGAAGAGGCUAUUGCUCGUUACGAGGGAAAGAGAUAGCUAUAGACAACAACUAGACUGUUACGAAAAGGAACUGACAGUGACGAUGUCGGGCGAGCCAGGGACGGACAGAGCCACCUUACUGUCCACUAGAGUAGCACAACUCGAGAAGUCUUUGCAGUCUUACCGCGACCUACUGGCCACGCAGGAUACACAGGGGCAAGCCAAGAUGGUGGAAGGCCUUCGUAGCGAAGUGAGCAAAUGGCGGUCGGAGGCGGAGUCGCUGCGGCGCGACGCGGGCAAGCUGCGCGCGCAGCGGGACGCGCUGCAGGCGCAGCUCGAGCGCAUCGACCGCCAGCCGCUCACUAAGGUGCUUCACUUAACUGAAAAUCCUGCAGCGGCUGCGCAGAAACAGUUCCAGUUAGAUUUAGACAAUGCUCAGGAAGAGAUAAAAAGGCUGAAGGCGUUACUGCGCGAGGGCGGAUCUCACACCGACCCUGAGGAGUUGCAGCAAAUGAAACAACAGCUAGAGAAUAGCCGGAUCAAACUAAAAAGAAUGAAAGAAGAAUUUACGUCCUCUGCGCAGGAGUAUCGGAAUGUCGUAUACAUGCUAUUAGGUUAUAAAAUUGAUAGAACUGGACACAAGAACUAUAAAAUAUCAAACAUGUACGCGGAAUCGUCAGAAGAAUACUUGUCGUUCAACCUGUGUGACGAAGACAUAGAAAUGGUGCAUACAGACUAUUCGGCCACCCUCACAGAUCUCGUAGAGUUACACCUUCACCACCAUAGAUCUAUACCAGUGUUCCUUAGUGCCCUUACUAUGGAACUCUUCACCAGGACUACUAUGCAGCAAGAAACUCAGUUAAAUUAGACGUUAUCUGGUUAUGAGUAAUAGGAAAUAAGUAGUCUUUUAUAAUUCUCGUAAGACGAUAUAUAAAUAAGAAAAUUGAUGUGUCAAAAAAAUAUAUUGUGUCGACGACUAAAAAUGGAAUACAUAAUACCAUAAAGCGAAUGACAGAUUUAGAACUAAAUCUCCAACACCACAGAUCUUUAGCAGUGUUCCUAAGUGCCCUCACUGUUGAACUUUUCAAAAUGAAUACUAUGUUGCAAAAGACUCUAAAGGUUCUAAAUAGGUAAUAAGGUGUCUUAUGAAGAUGUUGCUUUCCAAUGCACAAAAACAAUGUUUUGUGGACUUUUUAUCUAUAGCUACAAAUGGAACACAAAAAAAAAAUUAAAGAUUUAGAACUGAAUCUACUACACCAUAGAUUUAUAGUAGUGUUUCUAAGUCGCCUAAGUAGCUAGUAGAAGAACUAGCAGAACUCUUCACAAGGACUAACUACUAUGUAGCAACAAACACAUAAAAUGUUAAGGUUCUAAAUAGAUAAAUGGUCUUUUAUAGUAUUCGCAAGAAAAAAUGCAUUAAAAAUUGUGGACUUUUAUACUUAUGUCGAGUGAAGUGUGUAUCGAUUUUGCUG
Amyelois transitella is the source of this 2970-nucleotide messenger RNA. RefSeq names its product mitotic spindle assembly checkpoint protein MAD1 (gene Mad1). The transcript has 14 exons. Gene Ontology annotation, biological process: mitotic spindle assembly checkpoint signaling; attachment of mitotic spindle microtubules to kinetochore. Gene Ontology annotation, cellular component: kinetochore; mitotic spindle; nuclear envelope. Bases 204 to 2366 code for a protein of 720 amino acids. The record is from RefSeq and is a predicted model, not a curated record. NCBI's taxonomy places the organism in Eukaryota, Metazoa, Arthropoda, Insecta, Lepidoptera, Pyralidae.